UCUGUACCUCUGGCUGCGCUAAGUAGCUGAUCAGCGCGGCGAGGGGUAGAACAGCGCAGGACAUUACUGCGAGCAUCGUCGUGAUUCCUCUCUUCUUGCGACUGUCAGUAAGAAUUGACGGCCAGGAGGUAAGGUGGUGGAUUAAGGGCAUUAUAAAGUCCGAUAGAAGCAGGGAUCACUUUGGUAGUGGCGGAUGGCAGGCUGCUCCCAGACACUCAUAAAGGAGCGCUGGAGAGCGAAGCGGGUUCCUGGCAAUCUGCUUCGACUCUUGACUGCCUUCGUCUUAAUCCUCCCUGAUGAGCUCUUCGACAGACGGCGCCCCGACCGCAGCGGCUGUGCAAUCGCAGGCAAAACGCAAAAGCAGAAAGCUAGUCUGGUCGACGGGUGACAGUCUAUCGACAACAAAGAAGCGUGAUUUGCCCUCAGCGACCAAUGGCUUAUCGACCCCGAGAAGGGAAGAACCGCUCAAUGCGGAACUACUUUUGAUUCGGAAGAAUACUACGGCGACAAGGGCUACCGAUACUUUCUCCGAAAACACCUCGGUUGCCUCUGCAGCGCCGACGAUUUCAUUGUUAUCAACGUCGUCAUCAUCGUCAUCGUCGUCGCCUCCGCCUUCUUCCCCUUCGCGCGGUCACGGACGAUCGCGCUCCUUUUUUUUUCGAAAAGCCUCUCGCAGUGUCACCAGCAAGGCCGACCUAGCUGAACAUGGUCAAAAAGAAAGCGGGCCUGACGAAUGGGCCGGAAAGGAAGCCCUCGAAAAGUCAGAUGUUGAAAGAGGUGCCUUCAAGCUGGCCUCUUGCAGAGUGAGGACACUCGAGGAAAUUAGCGACCUCGUCUGCCGCAAAGCUGAAGAAGAGUUGCGCCCUCAACCUCAUACCGGCACUCAUUCUUCCUUCGUUGCGAUAACCAAAGUAGAAGAGGAAGCCAGACUCAGCAAGAAUACGGUCCAAGCAAGUCUGGCGCAUCAAAUCCUGCUGCCGUGCUCGCUCUCGUCGCCCACACGACGCAAAGUGAACAGUCUGUGGAGCGAGGGUCGGAAUGGUGCAAGGGAAGCGACGACCACCUUGGACACGUCGACGCUCGAUGGCCUGCUCCACUCAUCGAGCCGACCAGCGCCUCUUCCUCCAAAACGGCCGUCUCGCAACUCUGUCUCGUCACCACGCCCACGAUCGAGGAGCAUUGCGACGGCCUCUGCUGCAAAGUCGCAUUUUCACGCUCGACCAAGGCAACACUCCAGAAGCGGCUCUUCUGGCUCCUCUUCGACGUCAUCCUCAACCAGAAUCUGGAUCUCACAGUCUGACGGUCGGUCGGAAGCUACCUCGACAUCACUGGCCAGCAGCUUUGGCUCGCAGGUGGAGACCUUUGUCAAAAGCGAAUCUGCACAGUCAUUUGGUAGCCUCAGAGCCGUCACCGAGCGAAGAGCGGCGUCUCAAUCUCGACCAGGGAGCUCUUCGGCUAGCAUUUCAUCCUUUGUAACCGCUGCAAGCGAGCAACAAGGGACCUCUCGGUCGCGCAGUGGAAGCGCAUGUAGCAACAGCAGCGCCGGUGGCGGUGCAUGCGGACCGCGUAUCAUCGAUGAUCCUCCUCCCCUGCCUCCGGGUCUGCACAAGGGGAUAGUAUCAGAAGAGAAGUGGCAGCGCUCAACCAGGCAACCUUUUAACACGCCCACCUUCGGCAAGGACAGCUUCGAGCCGAUAAGGCGACGAGAGGGUGGAGGUGAUUCGCCUGCAUCGAGUUGUUGCAGCGUGAGCCACUUUGGCUCUCUUUCACUCGAUUACGUUGAAGAGCGUAUCCGAACGGCUAGAGGCGAGAUGGAGACCGGUUUGGGAAUAUCUCCCUUCGCUUCAUCUUCCAUCGAGAACCUCAUCGUUUGAGUCACUGCCUUUCUUAUCGUUUCCCUGUAUACAUUCAGACUAUUCUCGAUACAUCACCUUCACUUAUCUUCAC
This is a messenger RNA of Acaromyces ingoldii, 1947 nucleotides long. RefSeq lists its product as hypothetical. Lineage: Eukaryota; Fungi; Basidiomycota; Exobasidiomycetes; Exobasidiales; Cryptobasidiaceae. The coding region runs from base 297 to 1874 and encodes 525 amino acids. The transcript has a single exon. The record is from RefSeq and is a predicted model, not a curated record.